CUCCAUGUUUACGGAAACGAGGUCAAGCGACUCAUCCAUGGAUAUAACCUGUGCUGCGUAUCCACCGUUACGCUGAUAUUUAAAGUGUUUUAUUUUAAAUUUGUCGGUCUCCUGUUUUAGUUUAGGUACAGUCUGCACAAUGUGGGACCAUGAAAUCAGAGCCAUGGCGUCCACUCACGCCAUCAUCGCCGCUUCGGUGUUCAUGGCGACUGUGCUACCUGCCGUGCUCUUGCCGGGCUUCUCGGUGUACGGCACACACCUGCUGUGGCUCUACGCCGUGUCCGGUGCAGUGACCGCAGUCAGCGUGGCCGUUUUCUGGCUGCUCGGGAUCACACCGCCCACCAAGAAGCACACACUGGGAUACAAGCUGUCAAGGUUGUUUCGUUCCUGCCUGUACUUCUUCCUGUCGUGCCUGUUCUUCCACACCGUUGUCGUUUUGUAUGGAGCUCCGCUGAUUGAAUCUGCCUUAGAAACAUUCUCUUUUGCUGUGCUGCUGACCUCGCUAACCACGCUGAGGUGUCUGUGUGUCCUCGGCCCCAACGUCCAGGCCUGGAUACGUGUGUUCAGUCGCCAUGGAGCUAUGUCUGUGUGGGACACCUGUCUGCAGAUUACAGUGGCCUGCACACUUGUAGGAGCCUGGAUCGGAGCAUUCCCUAUACCUCUGGACUGGGACCGGCCUUGGCAGGUUUGGCCUGUUUCCUGCAGUUUGGGCUCUUUGAUCGGCUACCUGACCGGGCUUGUCGCCGCUCCGGCGUGGAUCCAUUAUCACCGGAAACAGCUCACAUACAAGUGCAAGUGAUAGUCAGACACAAGUGUAUUAUGCCUGUGCUUGUGUGAAUGUAUCCACGAGGGUGUGACUCCUGUUCCUGUUGAAUUUCUCUCACUUUUUAUUGAUUAUUUAUUGGGAGCAUUCAUCUCGUUCGCAGCCUGUAGGGUUGCGAAGUGGUUUUGUAACAGCUCAGAGGUAUUGUUUUGUACAUGUGAAGGCUGAA
Messenger RNA from Archocentrus centrarchus (flier cichlid), 992 nucleotides. It is a transcript of the gene pigf, whose product is annotated as phosphatidylinositol glycan anchor biosynthesis, class F. Gene Ontology annotation, biological process: GPI anchor biosynthetic process. The record is from RefSeq and is a predicted model, not a curated record. Lineage: Eukaryota; Metazoa; Chordata; Actinopteri; Cichliformes; Cichlidae. Gene Ontology annotation, cellular component: endoplasmic reticulum membrane. The transcript has 5 exons. Bases 140 to 799 code for a protein of 219 amino acids.